AUGGCGGAAAAAGAAUUAAAAUCAUCGUGUUUGAUAACGAGAAGAAGAAGAGUUAGACAUCGUGAUAAAAUAUUUUCAUACGUUGGUCUUUUAACAUUAUAUUUAUUGAUUCAUUUGGUAUUUUCAUCAUCAAAAACAAACGAAACGAAAAUAAUUGAUGGCGUAACGGAAAAAUUACAUAAACACGAUGAUGGUGUCGUACCAACAUGGCGUCCUAGAAGAGAAAAUUGUACACCACCAGCAAUCGAACAAUUUCCGAAACCUUUAAUGGGUCCAACGGCAAGAAAAAAUGGCGGAAUUAUAAUACACAUAUUGGUUGCUAUUUAUGCUUUUAUUGCAUUGGCGAUUGUUUGUGAUGAUUAUUUUGUUUCUUCUUUGGAUAGGAUAUGCGAAGAAUUAAAAUUAUCACCGGAUGUUGCCGGUGCGACAUUUAUGGCGGCUGGUUCUUCUGCACCUGAAUUAGCAACCGUCGUUAUUGGUGUUUUUUUUGCCAAAGAUGAUAUAGGCGUGAGCGGUGUCAUAGGUUCAGCCGUUUUUAAUAUAAUGUUUGUUAUAUCGAUUUGCGCUUUGUGCACGUCAACGGUUUCUUAUUUAAAUUGGUGGCCACUUUGUCGCGAUUGUUUCUUUUACGCCAUGAGUAUUCUCCUAAUGCUUUUUACCAUUUACAACGAAAAAAUAUCGUGGGGAGAAUCGUUGAUGAUGUUACUCAUGUACGGAGUUUAUUGUAUCGUUCUUCAUUAUAAUCCGAUUAUUGAAAAAUGGGCACAAACAUGGCCGGUACCUUGUAAAAGACACCCGGAAGAACAAGCCGGUUUGGUAACUUAUAAAACAUUAAACGAAGACAAAUCAAGAAGGCCGAGCAUAGUACAAAGUCCAGAUAAAAUUCAAUUUGGCGAUUUAAACGUUCAAUUAGAACAAGAACAAAAUCAACAAAAUUUAUAUGCGGAUUCAACGAAACCUCAAUUGAAUACUCCAGAUUAUUACAAACCGAAAAUUCCAGAAGCAACGGAAACUUCGCCGUUGAUAAAACCGACAGAGGGUGGUAUUAUUGCAUUGGUAUCUUGGUACCUAACCGUACCUAUACAUUACAUGUGUACUUUAACACUUCCGGAUUGCAAAUCCGAAAAAUAUAAAAAUUGGUAUCCGUUUACAUUUGUACUAUCAAUGAUAUGGAUAUCAUUUUAUUCUUACAUAAUGGUUUGGAUGAUAACAAUUUGUGGAAGCACGAUGGGAAUACCGGAUACAGUUAUGGGUCUUACAUUUGUUGCUGCCGGUGUAUCAGUACCGGAUGCUCUUUCAUCAUUGGCCGUUGUUAAAGAAGGUUAUGGUGACAUGGCCGUAUCGAAUGCGGUCGGAUCGAAUGUUUUCGAUAUAUUGAUUUGUUUGGGUCUUCCUUGGUUCAUACAAACGGCAUUAAUUAAACCUGGAUCUCACGUUAACGUUAUAAGCAAAGGUUUAUCAUAUUCUACUUUAUCACUUUUAUCAACGGUACUUUUUCUUAUCGUUGCAACACACAUGAACGGUUGGAAACUUGAUAAAAAAUAUGGCGUCAUAUUAAUGAUAUGGUAUUUAUUAUUUAUCACAUUUGCCAGCUUGUACGAAUUGAACGUUUUUGAAACGACUAAUAUUCAAAAAUUACAAAAUAGAAUACUCGAUGUGAAAGAUUAA
Pediculus humanus corporis (human body louse) is the source of this 1668-nucleotide messenger RNA. RefSeq names its product sodium/potassium/calcium exchanger 5 precursor, putative. The record is from RefSeq and is a predicted model, not a curated record. Bases 1 to 1668 code for a protein of 555 amino acids. Lineage: Eukaryota; Metazoa; Arthropoda; Insecta; Psocodea; Pediculidae. Gene Ontology annotation, biological process: calcium ion transmembrane transport; intracellular calcium ion homeostasis. The transcript is spliced from 10 exons. Gene Ontology annotation, molecular function: calcium channel activity; calcium, potassium:sodium antiporter activity. Gene Ontology annotation, cellular component: membrane.